This is a messenger RNA of Anopheles coustani, 2025 nucleotides long. It is a transcript of the gene Uxs, whose product is annotated as UDP-glucuronic acid decarboxylase 1. The transcript has 5 exons. Bases 65 to 1639 code for a protein of 524 amino acids. NCBI's taxonomy places the organism in Eukaryota, Metazoa, Arthropoda, Insecta, Diptera, Culicidae. Gene Ontology annotation, cellular component: cytoplasm. Gene Ontology annotation, molecular function: UDP-glucuronate decarboxylase activity; NAD+ binding. Gene Ontology annotation, biological process: D-xylose metabolic process. The record is from RefSeq and is a predicted model, not a curated record.
GUGGUCUUGCUUCGAGAGCGGUGGUAUUUCGUGGACAAAUUUUACCCUUCGCCAGUUAGUGAUUAUGGUGUUUUCGAAGAGAAAGAUGAAGCAGUUCUUAGCGUUCGGAGUGACGAUCGUGCUGGUGAUUUGUUUGUAUAAAUCAUGGGGCAGCCCAACCAACGGAGUGCCACCCUAUGGCGAAGGAUUCGACGACGAAGGUGAUAACAGCAUUCUAGGUGUGGGAGGUACCGAACCAAACCGCCGCGCCGGAUUCGUGUCGCACGAAAAGCCAGCUAUGCUGGCAUCGGUCGAUCGAAACGGUAUCGAUAAACAGUACCCAAACAUCGAUAACGAUGCCCACAAUCGAGCGCUGAAUGAUGGGGAGAUGGCCGGGCGAAAGGUAUACGAACGGGUGCUGAAACAAACCAAACAUGACCCGUCCAAGUCGGCCUCGUCGUCGCUGGUCAGCGGAAGCAAUUACAAUGGACCGUCCAAUAAUGUAGGGUUACCUCCGCCGGAUGACUACGAUCCUGCACACGACUUUCGUAUGAACGAGCUCUACGAGGCCAAGCGCCAGAUUCUGGAACUCCAAAGGAAGAUACAGGAACUGGAGGGUCGCAUACCGCGCAAGUACCCAGACGUAACGUUUUUGAACUACAAAAAUCGCAAGAGAAUCUUGAUAACGGGCGGAGCGGGAUUCGUCGGUUCCCACCUGGUCGACUACUUGAUGAUGCAAGGUCACGAGGUAAUCGUGGCGGACAACUUCUUCACCGGACGGAAGCGCAACGUCGAGCACUGGCUUGGGCACGAAAACUUCGAGCUGAUCCACCACGACAUCGUCAAUCCGCUGUUCAUCGAGGUGGACGAAAUCUACCACCUCGCCAGUCCGGCCAGCCCACCUCACUACAUGUAUAACCCGGUUAAGACGAUCAAAACCAACACGCUCGGCACGAUCAACGUGCUCGGGCUGGCCAAACGUGUCGGGGCCAAAGUGCUGAUCGCCAGCACGUCCGAGGUGUACGGUGAUCCCGACGUUCACCCACAGCCGGAAACCUACUGGGGGCACGUGAACCCGAUCGGUCCCCGGGCGUGCUACGACGAGGGCAAGCGCGUAUCCGAGACGCUCAGCUACGCCUAUGCCAAGCAGGAGAAAGUGAACGUGCGUGUUGCGCGAAUCUUCAACACCUACGGCCCGCGGAUGCACAUGAAUGAUGGACGCGUCGUGUCCAAUUUCAUUAUCCAAGCUCUUCAGAACCAGUCAAUUACAAUUUACGGCAGUGGAAAGCAAACACGAUCGUUCCAGUACGUUUCCGACUUGGUCGAUGGACUGGUGGCGCUAAUGGCGGGUAACUACACGCAACCAGUUAACCUCGGAAAUCCGGUCGAGCGGACGAUACAGGACUUUGCCGAAAUCAUUCGUGAUCUGGUGGGUGGCAAGAGCCAAAUUAUCGAGCUUCCCGCCGUAGAGGAUGAUCCCCAGAGGCGGAAACCGGAUAUUUCACGCGCAAAGAAGUAUAUCAAUUGGGAACCAAGGGUUCCCCUGCAGGAAGGGCUCACGAAAACGGUCGAUUACUUCCGGAAGGAGUUGGCACGUUCAAAUCACUCGCAGCGCAACAUUUUCGUACCCGAAACGACAGAAUUCCGGAAUUUAGUAUGACCACCCGCCGCUAGUUCUUUCCAUUGGAAGGGAUGCUACACAUGAAUUGAUUUUCUCCUCAUCGAAAUAGUUUCGUUGGGUCGUUUGUUUUUGUAGAUAUGAUACGAAGCUAAGAAAGACGGCGAGUGUAGCAAAAUUAUGUGUUAAAUAUUGUCUCUGACGGUGGUGAGUGCAAGUAAAUGAAGCUGGGUUUUACUCUUUUUUAAUGUAAAUACUUUCUAGUCCGGUUUUUUAUAUGGAAAAUGUAAGAUGGAUUUUAUUUUGCUUUUGCUUUUUCUCUCUGUGAAACUACAAUAGAUAAGUAUGAAGAGAAUCUGUUGAUUAUGUACUAGAUUAUAAAAAUAAAAAAGGCAAUGCUAAAGUGUGACUGAAAUUUAGCAACUAAA